This is a messenger RNA of Anopheles nili, 813 nucleotides long. Its product is annotated as succinate dehydrogenase cytochrome b560 subunit, mitochondrial-like. Lineage: Eukaryota; Metazoa; Arthropoda; Insecta; Diptera; Culicidae. Gene Ontology annotation, molecular function: succinate dehydrogenase activity; electron transfer activity. The record is from RefSeq and is a predicted model, not a curated record. Bases 120 to 644 code for a protein of 174 amino acids. Gene Ontology annotation, biological process: tricarboxylic acid cycle; mitochondrial electron transport, succinate to ubiquinone. The transcript has 2 exons. Gene Ontology annotation, cellular component: membrane.
GAUUCGCGGUCGCGUAUUUGUUUUCAACCAUUCGCUGUUUCUUCUCUCCGAAUCGUUCUCUUUGAGAUCGAAUUUUCCGAGGACUUCUUCCUUAAAGCAAAGCACUAUACACCUCGACUAUGGCCGCUUCCCUUCUACUCAGGAACGCCUGCCGUCGUUCGUUGCUGCAGGGCUAUGGAACCAGCGUCUCGUUUCCGUUGGCAGCUGCUCGCACAAUCGUUCUUAAGCCGACGCAAGCGGAUGUCCGUCCGGGAGAAUCACACGAUGACCGAAACGCCCGUCUGAAGCGACCGCAAUCUCCUCAUCUGACCAUCUACAGUUUCCAGCUUACCAGCAUGCUCUCGAUUACGCACCGCUUCACCGGACUGGCCCUGACGGGGUACAUUACUGCGAUUGGUCUGGGCGCUUUGGCCUUGCCGCACGACGCCACGCACUACCUAACGAUGCUGGAAGGCCUCAGCGCACCGACGCUGAUUGCUCUUAAAUUCUCACUCGCUUAUCCGUUUGCUUACCACACCGUAAAUGGGGUGCGCCAUCUGUUCUGGGAUAUGGGCAAAUUCCUGACCAUUAAGGAAGUGUACACCACCGGCUACACGAUGCUGGGCGUGUCCGGCGUUCUGGCCGGUCUCCUGACGGCUCUGUAAAUUCGAAAUGGGUAUGGAAGGAGCGCCAAGCGCGUUUGUAAAAACGAACACAAUCGAGAGAAGCUUUUUUUCGAAAAACUGCUAAUUUAUUGAAACCUUGCAUAGUCGUUGAUGACACCGUGUCGAAAUAAACCAAAUUAACUCAAUCCAACAUCACGUGUGUUAUUAA